AUGUUCCUACUCCAACAGGUGAUGUCUGGGAAGUUGGUCGUCGGGCUGAAUCCACACGGUGAAAUAACCUCCUUGUUAUUCCCGGGCCGAGUGUCGCUCCACAAAGAACAGAUCAUGAAUUGCAUCCGUAAUGCAUUUUCUAAAGCAAAAACAUCAGCAGAGAUGAUUCAAAAAGCAGUGGAGGAUAAUUUAGAAAAGAGAAAGGGUGUGGUCAAGCCAGGUGGUUUCACAAAUAGUCUGACCUCUGAUGCUACUUAUGCAAGGAAGAGAAUCACAAGAAUAAUCCCAAGUGGAAUUAAAACAGAAUUUGUCAUCCCACAAGAACCAGUGGAGGAUCUUCAAGACUCUGUCACUGAUGUAAAGAUGGAAGACAUUGUGCUCAACUCUGAUCAAGAAGAUGAUCCAACACCUCCCAGGAAAAUAAAACCACGAGUUAAUGAAAAAUUGCUUGAGAGUACCAGCACCAUGGAUGUAGAAAAUGACAGUGAAGAGGAAGAGGUUGCAGGAAAAUUGACUGCACAAGAUUUGCAGUAA
This is a messenger RNA of Homarus americanus (American lobster), 534 nucleotides long. RefSeq names its product exosome complex component RRP45-like. The coding region runs from base 1 to 534 and encodes 177 amino acids. The record is from RefSeq and is a predicted model, not a curated record. NCBI's taxonomy places the organism in Eukaryota, Metazoa, Arthropoda, Malacostraca, Decapoda, Nephropidae. The transcript has a single exon.